Musca vetustissima is the source of this 1857-nucleotide messenger RNA. RefSeq names its product cyclin G (gene CycG). The coding region runs from base 128 to 1819 and encodes 563 amino acids. Gene Ontology annotation, molecular function: cyclin-dependent protein serine/threonine kinase regulator activity. Gene Ontology annotation, biological process: mitotic cell cycle phase transition; regulation of cyclin-dependent protein serine/threonine kinase activity. The record is from RefSeq and is a predicted model, not a curated record. The transcript is spliced from 6 exons. Gene Ontology annotation, cellular component: cytoplasm; nucleus; cyclin-dependent protein kinase holoenzyme complex. NCBI's taxonomy places the organism in Eukaryota, Metazoa, Arthropoda, Insecta, Diptera, Muscidae.
GAAAUUUUCCAUGUCACAAUUCUUGUUGAAUCGUGUUGAGAACUUUUCUUUGUCCUCGUUCAAAUUAAAAAACCAAAAAAACUGAUUCUAAUUGCAGAAGCAUCCGGGUACUAGGCCAGCCCUCACAAUGUCUGUCCCUGUACGCUACUCUGCUGCCGCCAAUUACGCCGUCGCUGAUAGUGGUCUAAACAAUCAAGAAGAGCAAUAUCAUCAAUACUCUGAACAGGAUUUGUAUAACCACCAUUUCAACAGCCACUUGAACAACAACAUCAUCUACGGCUACAACAGCGUUUUGGAGGAGCAGCAGCAGUUGAUGCAGCAGAACACAUCGAUGUCUGUGAUGGUGAAGCCUGAAGACCUGGUUGCGGUAGGAGCAGGAAACAGCAGCAGCAGCAACAACACAAUGUCGUCGACCAACAACAUCGCCCCCUACCAUCUUCAACAUCACAUGGAUCAAGAGCAGGCCACAACAUCGGCCAAGGCCCGUGAAUUGUUGAUGGUCGGCCGUGGUGGCUCUGAUAAUACCGAUGUUCCCACAACAUCGGCGAUGGCGGCGGCGGCAGCAGCAGCUGAAUCUGCAAAUACUGCAGCCAAUAAUGGCAGCAGCCGUACUGCAGAGAUGCGAACUGAGUGGAUGAGGAUGUCUGACGAGGGCCGGUAUGGAACACCGGGUGCUGCUGGCUUGGAUUAUCAGAAAUUUGAGCUGGAACAACAACAACAAACACCUAACAAUCAUAUGGACCAAACCAUGGAGCCUUCGUUAACGGACAAUGAGAAGAAAACAACAACUAAUAACAAUUUGGAAGAUCAACUGGUAUCGCUAUCAUCUGAGGAGCUUUACAAUACUCUUAAGGAAUAUGAUGCAUUACAAGAUAAAUAUCACACCGUAUUAUUGUUGCCGAAAGAAUCAAGGCGUGAAGUUACAGCUGGUGGUCGUGAUGGCUCCGCUUAUGUUUUACGUUGCCUUAAAAUUUGGUAUGAGCUGCCCUCCGAUGUCUUAUUCUCAGCCAUGAGCUUAGUGGAUCGUUUCUUGGAUCGCAUGGCUGUUAAGCCAAAACAUAUGGCCUGUAUGAGUGUUGCCUCAUUCCAUUUGGCCAUUAAACAAUUGAAUUUGAAGCCUAUACCCGCCGAAGAUUUAGUUACAAUCUCACAGUGUGGCUGUACCGCUGGCGAUUUGGAACGUAUGGCUGGUGUCAUUGCCAAUAAACUGGGCGUACAAAUGGGUCAUGCACCCAUUACCUCGGUCAGCUAUUUGCGCAUCUACUAUGCCCUGUUCUAUAAUCUUGCCAAGGAGAUUGGCGGACAAUUCUUUGAAUUCUACAAGCAAUUGAUAAAAUUGGAAGAAUUGGAGAAUCGCUUGGAAAUUCUUUUGUGCGAUGUAAAAACAACCGUGAUAACACCAUCCACAUUAGCUUUGGUAUUGAUAUGCCUGCAUUUAGAUUUCCAUAUUAAGGAAUCAUAUACCCGUGGCAGCCCCGAAUUGAAGCAUGUCUUUGAGUAUAUACUCUUCUUGCAACAAUAUAUGAGGAUUCCCGAUCGUGUAUUCACCUGCGGUUUUAGCAUUGUUUCGGGCAUUUUGUCCCAUUACAAUGGACAAAAUAAACAGCCCUACAAGCAACGUUUGGUUUGGAAGCUUUCCAGCCGCACGUUGCGUGUAUUGCGCCCAACCAAUCGUUUUUCAACCGACCUGCCCACCAUUGAUGAAGGCAUUUCUAAUGUCAUGGACGAUGGAUGUCGAUCGAGAACCGAAAGUGUUAGUUCUGAAGAAGAGGAGGACUGGCCAACUUCACCCAUUAUUCCAAUAUUCGAGCAAUGUUAGUACGAGACCAACAACCGGAAACAAAUAUAAUCUACAAA